Molecule: messenger RNA, 976 nt
Organism: Bursaphelenchus xylophilus (pine wood nematode)
Lineage: Eukaryota; Metazoa; Nematoda; Chromadorea; Rhabditida; Aphelenchoididae
Source: the annotation of a GenBank genome assembly
AUGGUUGUUAACGUUUAUGCCACUUCUGCCACCACCGACAACUUAUCCCGCAACGAACUCUUGGCCUGGGUCAACGAUUGUCUCCAGUCCAACUUCACGAAGAUCGAACAGCUUCAUUCUGGAGCAGGGUAUUGUCUGUUCACCGACUUCCUCUUCCCCGACUCUCUUCCCUUGAAGCGCGUUAAGUGGAAUAGCCGCCUCGAAUUGGACUGGUUAGCCAAUUGGAAGCUGGUUCAGGUUAGCUGGAAACAAUUGGGUAUUGAUAAGGUUGUUCCAGUUGAGAAAUUAAUCAAAGGAAAGUUUCAAGUAAGUGCGCGCUUGAUGGAUAAACUUGGUUUAGGAUAACUUUGAGUUUUUGCAAUGGUUUAAAAAGUUCUUCGAUGCCAAUUAUGAUGGGAGAGAAUACAACCCUGCGGCAGCUCGGAACUUUGAGAAUCUCCCUUCUGGAAUAGAAGGAAACAGCAGCUCCAGGAUGCCUUUGAAAUCGACUACAACCAACCGUCAGACUGGGGGUUCUACUGCUUCGGUAAACAGCGCUUCAGGUUCUAAACCAUCAACCCUUAGAAAUGUACAUUCUGGCACGCGGACAGCGGCCUUGAAGACUCCAAACAAAGUGGGAAGUGCGGCAAAUCGACCACAACCAUCAACUAUUGCUAAGGAAAAUGGGGUUAGUCGUCAAGUAAGUGGUUAAACCAUGGUGAAAACUACGGAUAAUGGAUUUUAGGAAUAUGAAGAUGUCAAAAGUAAAUACGAAGAGGCUCUACAACAAAUCCGUGAAUCGGACGAUAUUAUUGCUGGAAUAGAAAAGGAACGCGACUUUUAUUUUACCAAACUCCGAAAGAUUGAGAUUUUAUGUCAGGACAACGAGACCGAGGUUAAGAUUACCAUCGAUAAGAUUUUUGAAAUCCUUUAUGAAACCGAAGAGGGAUUUGCACCUCCAGAAGAAGACGAAGAGAUUGAGCAAGGAAGCGCUUGA